Knipowitschia caucasica is the source of this 1047-nucleotide messenger RNA. Lineage: Eukaryota; Metazoa; Chordata; Actinopteri; Gobiiformes; Gobiidae. The record is from the annotation of a GenBank genome assembly.
AUGUCUAAAGUUAGAGCUCAGUUCAGAGAUUUCAAAGUCGAGUGUUUCUCCAUUUGUUAUGAAGUGUUUCUGUCGCUCCUCAUUCUCAUGUUGUUCUAUCACCACCUCCCUCACCCACACCUCCCCCUCCCUCACCCACACCUCCCCCUCCCUCACCCACACUUCCCCCUCCCUCACCCACGCCUCCCCCUCCCUCACCCACACUUCCCCCUCCCUCACCCACACCUCCCCCUCCCUCACCCACACCUCCCCCUCCCUCACCCACACUUCCCCCUCCCUCACCCACACCUCCCCCACCCUCACCCACACCUCCUCCACCCUCACCCACGCCUCACCCCUCCCUCACCCACCCCUCCCCCUCCCUCGCCCACACCUCCCCCACCCUCACCCACACCUCCCCCACCCUCACCCACACCUCCCCCACCCUCACCCACACCUCCCCCUCCCUCACCCACACCUCCCCCUCCCUCGCCCACGCCUCACCCAUGCCUCUUCCUUCAUCACCCACACCUCACCCCUCUCUCACCCGCUCCUCACCCUCCUCUCAACCACGCCUCACCCCCCUCUUACCCACGCCUCACCCUCACCUCCCCCCUCUCACCCACGCCUCACCCACACCUCCUCCUCUCACCCCCCCUUUCACCCACACGUAACCCCCCUCUUACCCACGCCUCACCCCCCCUCACCCACGCCUCACCCUCACCUCCCCCCUCUCACCCACACCUCCCCCUCUCACCCACGCCUCACCCUCACCUCCCUCCUCUCACCCACACCUCCCCCUCUCACCCACCCCACGCCUCACCCUCACCUCCCUCCUCUCACCCACACCUCCCCCCCUCACCCACGCCUCACCCUCACCUCCCCCCUCUCACCCACACCUCCCCCUCUCACCCACGCCUCACCCUCACCUCCUUCCUCUCACCCACACCUCCCCCUCUCACCCCCCCUCCCCCCUCUCACCCACGCCUCACCCUCACCUCACCCUCUCACCCCCAGCGCCAUCACAGAUGCCACCAUGUUGUUCUCCCGCCAGUCCACUCUGGAUGA